Molecule: messenger RNA, 1605 nt
Organism: Penicillium mononematosum
Lineage: Eukaryota; Fungi; Ascomycota; Eurotiomycetes; Eurotiales; Aspergillaceae
Product: oleate hydratase
Exons: 2
Coding region: 1-1605 (534 amino acids)
Biological process (GO): fatty acid metabolic process
Molecular function (GO): oleate hydratase activity; FAD binding
Source: RefSeq, a predicted model, not a curated record
AUGUCCCAGUCACAGUUUACAGACCAGCGUCAUAUCGAUGCUUGGAUCUUUGGAAGCGGAACUGAAGCAUUAGCUUCCGCGGUGUAUUUGAUCAAAGACGCCAAAGUACCUCCAACCAGAAUCCAUAUCAUAGACAAGCACCUGUUCUCGGAGCAAAUCUCGCACCGCCCAGGUAGCUGGUCCUAUGGAUACGACCAAUUUGCCGCAUGCCUGCCUGUUCCAGCUGGCCUACCUAUGGAAAGGCUUCUCGCCAGUCUUCCCUCAACACAAUCGCAAGAGCAGUCUCUUUUGGACGAGAUACAGACGGCAGAGGCAAAUCGAGUCCCCAAGAAAAGAAAUGCUCGAACCUUCUUUCUAGCUAUGACCAAGGGUUCAGUGAAUCAGAUACCCACAGAUUCAUUAAAUCUGAGCACCAAGCAUCGGAUAGCUCUAAUACAGCUUCUCUUCAAUCGCGAAAGAUACCUAUCACAGAGGCGAGUCCAGGAGCUUCUACCGGAGGACUUUUUCAAAUGCCCUUUCUGGGCAAUCUGGUCUGCCCAGUUUGGCUUCCAGCCGUGGCAUAGCGCAGCAGAAUUCAGGCGUUCUAUUCGUCAAUAUCUUCCUCAAUUUCACAGCUUAAGUAUUCUGAGCUGCCUCGACAUCACUGGCUAUUAUCAGUAUGAGUCUUUGUACCUGCCAAUUUAUUGUUUUCUCCAAAGCUGUGGAGUUGACUUCCGAUUCGGUGUCGAAGUCAAGGACAUGCAAGUGUCUAAAGAUAACGUUAAACAAAAAGUCACAGGAUUCAACUUGGUCCAAGGCAACCUACGACUACGCCAGCAACUAGGGGAGAACGAUAUCGUGAUUAUAAAUAUUGGAUCCACUAUCUCAGGUUCAGCAGUCGGUACCAAUAAUUCUACACCAGUGUGGCAAUCACUCGAUGCGGAUGAUUUGUUCGACCAAAAUUGGGCAGUAUGGUUGGACCUGGGAAAUAAAUAUAAGGGCCUUGGCAAUCCGUACAACUUUUGCACACGCCAGUCUGAAUCUAUGCUGGAAUCCUUCACGAUCACUACACAGGAUCUCGUGCUCUACGAUGACCUCACAUCACGCUCAAAGUGCAUAUCUGAGGCCGGGACAUUCAUAUUUCUCAGCGACAGCAAUUGGAAGAUAAACCUGUGCAUACCCACCCAGCCGGUCUUUUCAUCGCAGCCACGAGAUGUCCGCGUUCUUUGGGGGUUUGCGCACUCACCCAGAGUCGAAGGGAAUUAUGUGCAACGAAUAAUGCUCCAUUGUUCUGGUGCGGAUAUUUUGUCUGAGAUAUUAGGUCACCUCAAUCUCCACUACAACCCGCCGUUGUCACAAACUGUCACCAUUCCACGCGCGAUGCCCCGGAUGAGUUCUUUGUUUCUAACGCGGGCAUUGGGUGACCGUCCAUCAAUUACGCCCUUAUUCAACGUCGGUCUUGUGGGGCCGUUUACAGAGUGCCCGGGUUACACAUGCGCAGACGUCAGUUACGGCAUCCGCACUGCCAAAAUGGCAGUCCACAAACUAAUGGGCCUGGAAGGAGGCUUGGAAGAUUCUUUGAAAUCGAGGAUCUCGAUUCUUAAAAAAGUUAUCUUUUGGAGAUAA